Candidula unifasciata is the source of this 567-nucleotide messenger RNA. The record is from the annotation of a GenBank genome assembly. Lineage: Eukaryota; Metazoa; Mollusca; Gastropoda; Stylommatophora; Geomitridae.
AUGGCCGCUUCUCAGAUACGAGACUUCGCUCAGUUAGGAAAUGAGAUCGAAAGACAGGAAUUAGAGUAUGGCGCAAGUCCUUGCACUCCUAAAAUGUACAGCCAACUUUUAGCCAUUUAUUUACUACAGAAUGAUUUGUGCGGUGCCAAAUUCUUAUGGAAACGAAUCCCUCAGUCUAUCAAACAGAGCAAUCCAGAGCUGGCAAACAUAUGGCUGGUGGGACAGAAAAUGUGGCUCAAGGAUUACGCUGGCAUUUAUGAAGCCUCACAGAAGGAAUGGAGUGAUGAUGUCAAGCAGAUCUUGUUAGCAGUUGCAGAUACUGUCCGUCAGCGAGCCCUCAGACUGGUCAGACUUGCCUACUCAUCCAUCGGUGCCGAUGAUUUUGCUGUCUUCAUUGGAAUGUCAGCAGACAAAGCUAUUCAAGCUGCACAAGAGGAAGGUUGGGAGGUCGACCAGCAGAACAGAAUCAUCAUACCCAAGAAGUUAGAACCCACGCCGCCAGUGACAAUUAUGAACGAGCAGCAUCUUGCUGUACUCACCGACUAUGUUAACUUUAUGGAGAACUGA